GUUAGUGUUUUUACCACACUUGGUAUUAUUGGAUUAUUUACUAACAUUUUAGUAAUUAAGAUUGUCUAUCGAAACUCUAAAUUAAAAAAUACACCUAGUUUUUUGAUACUUCAUUUAGCCAUAGCCGAUAUUCUAUCUUCUGGCCAACCUAUCGUCAUUGGAUUUGCUUUAAUGUAUUUAGCACCACUUAACUGGCCGCAUCAAUCGAUCAUGAUGAUAUGUCGACUUGCCUUUUAUUGGUGGCUAGUGGGUUAUUCUCUAUCUGCUGCCAUGCUAACACUGAUUAGUAUCGAACGCUAUCGAGCAAUUAUCCAGCCAAUUAAAUUACGACUAGCUGGUAGACGGUUAAAUUAUAUUAUUCUAAGUUUAUGGAUAGCUUGCUUUAUUAUCUCAUUGCCUAUCACAUUAUUAGCCGAUGUGGAUCCAAUCUAUUACUUUGAUUGUCAAGUAGAAGUAGAUCUAUAUCCUACCUUUGCGGACAUUUAUUUUACUAUCAUUACCGUUGCGGUGUAUUUUUUGCCAUUAGUAAUUAUAAGUAUUUGCUAUACUUGUAUAAUACGAAAAUUUAGGCGAGAUACAAAA
This is a messenger RNA of Trichoplax adhaerens, 582 nucleotides long. RefSeq lists its product as uncharacterized. Gene Ontology annotation, biological process: G protein-coupled receptor signaling pathway. Gene Ontology annotation, molecular function: G protein-coupled receptor activity. Gene Ontology annotation, cellular component: membrane. NCBI's taxonomy places the organism in Eukaryota, Metazoa, Placozoa, Uniplacotomia, Trichoplacea, Trichoplacidae. The transcript has a single exon. The record is from RefSeq and is a predicted model, not a curated record. The annotation marks the transcript as partial.